AGCGGGCUUCGCGGAGACUGUCGGGAAAGGCGGCUGGCCUAUAUUAGCGGCCUGCGGGGCGUACCCUCGCGCCAGGGCUGUGUGGGUGCCGGUGGGAGGCUUGUUUUGGGGGGCGGCUUGCGCCCACUAAGGAAACACCUCAGGGACAAUGGCGGAGGGAGAUAAUCGCAGCACCAACCUGCUGGCUGCAGAGACUGCAAGUCUGGAAGAGCAGCUGCAGGGAUGGGGAGAAGUGAUGCUGAUGGCUGAUAAAGUCCUCAGAUGGGAAAGAGCCUGGUUUCCACCUGCCAUCAUGGGUGCGGUUUCUUUGGUGUUUCUGACUAUCUACUAUCUAGAUCCAUCUGUUCUGUCCGGUGUUUCCUGUUUUGUUAUGUUUUUGUGCUUGGCUGACUACCUUGUUCCCAUUCUAGCUCCUAGAAUUUUUGGCUCCAAUAAAUGGACCACUGAGCAACAGCAAAGAUUCCAUGAAAUUUGUAGCAAUCUGGUAAAGACUCGACGUAGAACUGUGGGCUGGUGGAAACGUCUCUUUACACUGAAGGAAGAAAAGCCUAAAAUGUACUUCAUGACCAUGAUCGUUUCUCUUGCUGCGGUUGCUUGGGUGGGACAGCAAGUCCACAACCUGCUGCUCACCUAUCUGAUAGUGACUUUCUUACUGUUGCUUCCUGGAUUAAAUCAGCAUGGAAUCAUUUUGAAGUACAUUGGAAUGGCCAAAAGGGAGAUAAAUAAGCUUCUCAAACAAAAAGAAAAGAAAAAUGAAUAAUGCAGCUGCUUUAUUCAGUGUAAUGAAUGGCAUAUACAUCGUCCUUGGGAACAGUUUCUAUUAUGCUGUCUGGAUACUAAAAUGUUACAGAAGUAGCUCUUUGCUCUCCCUCGUUCUGCCCUUAGUUCGUAGAAAUUCAGACUUGCCAAGUAAGGCUUUAUGUCUUCAUGUGAAGUGUAGCAGAUGCUUUCUCAUCAGUUGGCCUUAUAUGGACAACUCAUUCGUGAGUACUUGUUUUGAUUUUUCUCACCCAGGUUAAUUGAAUUCUUAUUUUUAGGCAACUUCCUUUAAAAUAAUAUAGUGGUGAACUUCACCUUUUAAUACAGUUAACUGUGACUUUGGAUAAUUGUUCCAGUUGAUCUUUGCUUUAGCUAGAUACAAGCUAGUGGUCUGUGGCUACAGGAAGCUGGUUCUACUGUCUGUUUCCACAGUCUGCUUACACUGUCUGGCUUCAUGAAUACAGAGACCAAGUUUACCACUUCCAAUUAAGAGACCAGUUAAGAUUCAUUCCUCAUGCUGUUUCUAAACUGUAGAAGAAUCCUCUGGAAUAAAAUGAAACCAAUUCCAUGCCCUAGUAUAUGUUGGUUUCUGCCUUGUGCAAAACUUAGUAAUUUGUAAGAAACAUUGAUCUUUCCUCCCAAAUGGGGAACAGGACAGGCUUUAAGCUCGUCUCUCCUUGCUCUUAGACUUAAGUUCGUAGAUCCUUAGAAGCUUUUUAAGCAGGCUUCCAGAAACUUGUGUUUAGGAUUUUUAGCAUAUUUUUAAUUUCAGAUUUUCAGCUGACUGAAACUAAAGUAUGUAAUAGGUUAAGACUUAGGUCUGUGACCUUCACUCCAACACCAGCCAAUAAAGGACAGAAGUCUUCCUGUACUAAGUCAAGACUUACUUCAGUAGAAAAUAAUCUUAGCCUACUAAUUUUUCGAGACCAGACUAAGCCUUUAAAGAUAAGCCUCAAGAUUCUCAUUUGAAGGUAAUUGCUGGCUGCUUUGGUCCCCAGAGAUUUGGCAUAGGAGGUGGUGCACUGGUGUCUGACUUUCUUCCUUGAUCUCUCUCUCUGAAGAAUGCAAGGGCUGCUGGGGAAAUCGGACUUUUGGCGACGAUAGGUGGCCUCUGGUCUACAGAGAGUUUGUAACUGCUUGGAACGUGUCUUAGAAUCAUUCUCCCUCUUGGUAGCUAGAAAUUUAGAAUAGCUGAAAUGUGUAGGAAUGAACCUCUGAGGGCCGAAAAUGUGACAUUUGGGAACAGUUCUGAAACUCUGAUUAACUAGCUGUAAUAUAGUUUUGUGAAUUUAUUGCACUGAUGCUGGACCUUGUGGUGUAUCUGUCUCUAAAUAAGUGUUUCCUCCCCUUCAAUCUGACUGUAAACAGCACCCAUUGUAGCAUAUGUUUGAUUUGUUUGAUUUUUUUUUUUUAAUGUUUCAUAUGAAAACUACAAACUACCUUAAUUUUUACAUGUGUUUCCUCACUGUAGAUAAGCCUAUCUUGCUCUCUGGAUUUUUUUGUGUAUAUGUGACCUACCAAUUAACUACUUUUGCAGUUUUAAUCUUGUAUUAUUUCUUCUACUUUGUUUUGUGUAAAAGGGGAAAAAUAAAAAAAGCUGGAAUCCCUC
This is a messenger RNA of Lutra lutra (Eurasian river otter), 2368 nucleotides long. It is a transcript of the gene ARL6IP1, whose product is annotated as ADP ribosylation factor like GTPase 6 interacting protein 1. Bases 149 to 760 code for a protein of 203 amino acids. The record is from RefSeq and is a predicted model, not a curated record. The transcript has 6 exons. Lineage: Eukaryota; Metazoa; Chordata; Mammalia; Carnivora; Mustelidae.